AUGAUUUCUUUGCUAAUUAGAGACCUGAAGAAUCUACAAUCCAUGGAUUUUCAAGGGAACAAAUUAACUGGUCAAAUUCCUGAUGAGAUAGGCAACUGUGUUUCUCUAAUGCUAGUGGAUUUAUCUGAUAAUUUACUGUAUGAAGAUAUACCAUUCUCAAUAUCCAAGCUUAAGCAGCUUGAGUUAUUGAAUUUGAAGAACAAUCAAUUGACUGGUCCUAUCCCUUCAACAUUAACACAGAUUCCCAACCUCAAAACUCUGGACCUUGCUCGUAACCAGCUUAUUGGUGAGAUACCGAGGUUAAUCUAUUGGAAUGAAGUAUUACAAUAUCUGUAAGUACUACAUCAAUUA
Molecule: messenger RNA, 351 nt
Organism: Camellia sinensis
Lineage: Eukaryota; Viridiplantae; Streptophyta; Magnoliopsida; Ericales; Theaceae
Source: RefSeq, a predicted model, not a curated record